AAAGAUGACAGUUGCAACUGCCCACGCAGCAAACUGCUUUAUAAAAGGGUCAACUUGACUCCCCCAAAGAAGACGAGUCAGUUGUCUUGCUGGCAUCAUGCAUGCUCUGCACAGAUUUCUGCUUUUUCAUCUUCUGACAUGUCUCGGACAACAUGCACAUGGGAGCGACAUCAUAGAUGGAGAAAAGGCUGCGGAGGGGUCAAUGCGUUAUAUGGUCUCAGUGCAGAACAGCAAUAAUCGUCAUGUUUGUGGAGGAUUCCUGAUCCGUGAAGACUUUGUGGUUACUGCUGCACACUGUGACGCACCGAGUCUUACACAUGUUGUUGUCGGCACCCACAAUCUCAAGAAUGCUAAUGGAAAAAAACUAUCCAUCAAAGAGAAACACAAGCACAACUCUUACACGACUGUAGGAUAUGGUUAUGACAUCAUGCUCCUCAAACUGUCAAACAAGGCUAAACUGGACAACAGCAUAACAAAAAUUCCACUUCCAAGUCCUGGAGAAAACAUAAAAGAUGGUACACAGUGCAAAGUAGCUGGGUGGGGUUACACACGUACUGGUGGUGCAGUUGUUGAUGAGCUGAGAGUGGUGGAUGUGUCGAUCAUUAAACAACAAGACUGUGGGACUGCGUGGGACGGUUAUCUUCCUGCCAAUGUCAUCUGUGCAGGUGGUUCUGGCACAACCAAAGGAUUCUGUCAGGGUGAUUCUGGUGGUCCUCUGGUCUGCAGCGGGAAGGCUGUUGGUGUCGUGUCUUUCAACCAAAGGGGAAACUGUAGAUACCCACAUGUACCAAAUGUCUACACUGACACAUCUAAAUACAUUACCUGGAUCAACGGAAUCAUUAACCGUCCUGAGAACAAACCGUAGGAGCAUAGGUCCUGCACAGAGUUUUGCUUUAGCAUACAUAUAUUUUUUUUUUGUUUGUUUAUUGCUCUUUUAAUGUGACCACAAUUCAUUAUAAAAGUACAACACAAAUGUACCUAACAGCUAUACAGACAUCUCAAAGCUCCUGUUCUGGAUCAACAAGACUCCAAAGGAAAAUAAUUGUUGAAUGUAAUAAUCUCACACAAAGCUUUGCUUCAGCGUACUUUAAUUGUAUUUGGGAAUGGGAGUUGUGU
Messenger RNA from Centropristis striata (black sea bass), 1116 nucleotides. Its product is annotated as duodenase-1-like. NCBI's taxonomy places the organism in Eukaryota, Metazoa, Chordata, Actinopteri, Perciformes, Serranidae. The record is from RefSeq and is a predicted model, not a curated record. Gene Ontology annotation, molecular function: serine-type endopeptidase activity. Gene Ontology annotation, biological process: proteolysis. Bases 98 to 865 code for a protein of 255 amino acids. The transcript has 5 exons.